CACACACACACAUUCCUAUUGACAGCCUUCGUUCGCUUUUAUCAGGCUCUAUCGCAAAAUAAAAUCACCAUCAUCGCCAGCAAAUUCUCUCGUUGGCAAAUUAUUGCUGUUCGCGAGCAAAAAAGGCACCAACGUCAGUGCGAAAACGGGGCCAUUUAUGUAUAGUAUCUUCGAGUAAGUGUCGAUCUGUGCCGUUCUGCGUGUCCACGUUCGCUAUUUUACUCGCUACAACUCAGUGCAUUCUGGAAGGGCGGGUUCGGUCGGCCGCCUCAAGCUGCUGCAACUUGUGUGAGCGAGUGUGUUUUUGUUUUUCCAAUCGCGUUAUCUGCCCGUCCCGGUUUCGUUUCGUCCGGUUUUGUGUGGCUAUUACUCACCUUCCGCCAAUACUUCCGGUGUUCUGGAACGUCACCAACAUCGGUAGUGUGGAAGCAGCAAGGAAAAGGCAACCUCCAUCGGUUGAAAGAAAACAAGUGCGAAUCAAGUUUCAUCCUUUCGUUUAACGCAUACCGCCCCCCUCCCCUCCUCCCGACACACCCUCGGGCGUCAUUCGCGACCAAACAUCAUCACCACCGCCCAACGCCCCGUCGACGGCAUAAUUGGUGGCGUACAAAGCUUGUUUUGUUCGCGCGUACCACGGCCCUGCAUUGUCUCGUGUGUGUCAUCAGGCAUCAUUGGAGUGAACUGUUGGCGUAGCAGCUUCCCGUAGUUUGCAUUUGCCUUGGUGCGGUGAGUGAGCGUGUGUGUACGAUGGCGGCCGAAAUAAAGCCAGCACCGCGGAGUGCUAAUGACCGAUUCUGCACAACGAAAAAGCCGGAAUUGCUCAGCAAACUAGAGGGCAGCAACGAUGACGUGAACGCGGCCGUACUGAUUCCGGGCGAGGACGGUGUUAUCAGUGUCUGUGAUGGCAAAACGAUACGGGUAUGGCAGAAGCGCGAUUCGGGCCAGUACUGGCCAUCGAUCUGUCAGUACAUGCCAUCGGGAUGUACGUCGCUGUGCUACACGCCCGAAACGCGAACACUUUUCAUCGGCCAGGAGAAUGGAACAAUAUCGCAGUUUACGCUGUCGGACGACUGCAACCGGCUCACACCGAUCCGGGAGUAUCUGGCGCACCAGGCGCGCAUUACCAGUGUCACGUUCGCGAAACACACCGGCUGGAUCCUGUCGUCCGGGAAGGACAAGUUCUUCGCCUACCAUAGCACCGAAACGGGCGAACGGAUCGGUUGCUACACGUUCGAAGCGAUGUGUACUGCGAUGCAGUACGACGCCUUAUCAAAGUAUGUGUUUGUGGGAGAUUACAGUGGACAAAUAACGAUGCUCAAGCUGAGCGGCACCGGUGCCACGAUGGUAACAACGAUGAAGGGCCACUCCGGCUCGGUACGCUCGCUUUAUUGGGCUGAAGGGCCUCAGCUGCUGUUCAGCGGCUCGCAGGAUCAGUCCGUGAUCGUGUGGGAUGUUGGUGGCAAGCGGGGCACUACCUACGAACUGCAUGGCCACAACAAUAAGGUGUCCUCGCUGUCGUACGCAUCCAACACGCAGCAGCUGAUAUCGGCCGGCGAAGACUCGGUGAUCGUGUUUUGGGAAAUGAACGCCAUGCGCAAGGUAACACCCGACUGGGUCGAGUCGGACACGUGUCAGCUGUGUACGCGUGCGUUCUUCUGGAAUUUGCGCGCCAUGAUCGAUCAGAAGCAGAUCGGCAUCCGGCAGCAUCACUGUCGCUACUGUGGCAAGGCGGUGUGCGACAAGUGUUCGACCAAUCGCAUCAACAUACCGAUCAUGGGAUUCGAGUUCGAUGUGCGCGUCUGCGACCAGUGUCACCAGCGGUUGAAGAGCGAAGAACGGCCCUCGCUGGCAACGUUCCACGAUGCCAAACACAGUAUCGUUGCGAUGGAUUUGGACGAACCACGGAAAAGAUUGCUAACCGUUGGCCAGGAUCGUAUCAUCAAGAUCUGGGACCUAUCCUCUAUCUGGGGUUAGUAGUGCGUUGGACAUGAAUUCGGACAUGAUCGAAUGUGAAUGCGCGGUUAUUCGCGGUAGGAAAAGUGAAUUCUGAUGAAACCCAAACCGGCAAACGAACCAGAACUGAUGAUGAUUCUUACGUCGGUUUCACAAGAGACCGUAAUACGUGUUAUCGAUUAUUUAUUCCCUGGUGUGCCGUUAUAUAGCCUCGUGGCUGGCAGUUGUAUUGAUCGUUCCCUGUCCGUUUUUUUAUGGGACCCUUUCGCCCAUAUCCCUUCUGUUGAUGUGUUCGGUUAACACUAAAACACCCCAUUUCUUUAUCUACUUCGUUACGAACAUCCGUUGCUUUUUGUUGAAGUGUAAUAGUGUAACAGUUUAGAGCGAUACCGCUGCCCAUAUGAAAUGUAUUUCCUUUGUUCGAUCGGUGAUUAAAGUUUAAAGUAGAUCAAACUUUUCUACCGUGUCCGGGCGUGUGUCCACCGGCAAGUGAUCGAGGUAUUGUUAAAAAGAACAAGAAACCUUCUUUGUUCGCGACAAAAUCACAACAAAAUAUUCCGUUUUAUUCCUUUUGUUUUGGUUGUUAAGUAAUACAAGAGACACUUGUAGCCAAGUACAGCGAGUCGGCUUGUAAAAAUGCCAUGAAAGAACGCAAGGUUAAAUACGUUCGGCGUUUUUCAACGGACCAAAAAACCAACGAAUCAAAACCCGCUACUAGCGUUACAGUGGAAGCGAUUUCUCGCUGCGGAAAGCGAAGGGAAGGGUCGGAGUUGAGACAGAAGCAAAAAUAAUAAUAAAAAACGUAAUGUGCAACAAAAUAAGGUAAGGACAGGACGGCAUAGCAAACCUGGUAAGGUAAAACAAAAUUAAACACACAGUGCAAUAACAACGGAGCGAUAUGGCUAAACGGUGUACUGUGUAAGAAAAUCGAAACGAAAUGACGGGACUAGCAAUGAUACCAAUAUUGUCGGUGCUUUUAAUGUUGUCCUGUACUGUAGGGCCAUGGGAUGGAAUGGUGGUGGAAGGAGUUGGAAGGAUAAACAAUGUCUAGCCGCCAAUUCUGGAUAGGGAAGAAGUGUAGGCACUGUUGUAAACUGAAUUGAAACAAAAUUGGAAACAAAUCCAAUCCGGUCGGGCUGAACCGGACCGUAGAUACCGGCAAACCGAACGCAAACUCUGUACAUUGUAAUCGUAAUAAUAAUAAUUCGCAAAUAGAAGAGAUAUAUUGUUAAAUUUAAUAAUAAAAACUAAUCACUAAAUAAACCAACCGCGAAACAAUU
Messenger RNA from Anopheles stephensi (Asian malaria mosquito), 3233 nucleotides. It is a transcript of the gene Wdfy2, whose product is annotated as WD repeat and FYVE domain-containing protein 2. Bases 748 to 1974 code for a protein of 408 amino acids. The transcript is spliced from 5 exons. NCBI's taxonomy places the organism in Eukaryota, Metazoa, Arthropoda, Insecta, Diptera, Culicidae. The record is from RefSeq and is a predicted model, not a curated record. Gene Ontology annotation, molecular function: metal ion binding; protein binding.